AUGGUGCUCUCGUCGCUCGAAAUCCAUCAGUCCGGAGUCCGUUCUUCCUCUUCCGUCGCCGAUAUGAUCCUAUUCUCGCUCAUCAACCGAACUGCCGCCAAUCUCGACAUGUCUUCGGAUCUCAUCGACACGCUCUACAUUAUCGAGACGGUCUUACUCUUGUGGAGGUUCGUUUUCACACGUUUUUGUUUAGAAAUUGCGUCUUCCGACAAUCUAGGCGUUGUGAAGUCACAUUCUUCACGCGCAUGGCCUCAAAUUCAAACUAUACAAAAAAGUAUGUUUCGGACAACAGUUUUUCGCGAAUAGCGGCUUAUUUUUGGAUCAAUUAGACAUUCUGAAAUCAUAUAUUCAGUGUUUUCGUAUUUAAACUUGUUUUGAAGCAUCCGUAUGACACGCUUUCCCUGGGACCGAAAAACUACAAAACAUGUUGAUUAGGCGCAGCUGUGAGUUCGAAUUGUGGACAGCAAUGAACGUUUCUCCCCUUUUCAUCUAGUUUACACAAUCCAAACCGGUUUUUAUUGGGUUUUCACUUCUUUUUAAUGUUUCUAGUUAUCACCAUGACCCACUAGAUUUUCAUAAAAACCAGACUCUAACGUUCAACACUCAGCUGCGAAUAGAGAUGUUCAAAAAGUUGUCAACUAACAAAUUGCUCAUCACUUUUUACUUUUCACUCUGACUUCAACAAAAAUGUUUGUUUGCAGUUACCUCGAAUGCGGCGUCUUCUUCUACGUCCUGUGCACCAAUCCGCAGUACCAUCCGAAUCUGACGUGGCUGCUCAAAAACCUGGUCGCCCAGUACUUUCUCUCCAUGUUCUGCCGUCUAGUUCAGAUCUUUUAUCAGUUCGGAAUCGACGAUGAAAGUGAGAAUCCGUCCGUGUUUGAGCCAUCGACAUUCGCUUUGUUUUCAGCGGAUCUCAGAUCGAACUGGCUCUUCAUUCUGGUCACUUUCAGCCGCAAUUGUCUGAUAUUCACAGCCCUCUACUUUUCUCCGUUUGUGAUGAUGGAGAGAAUGUACGCUUCUGUUCAUAUCGGAGGUACUUCUACCGUAAUCCAUCCAAAUAUUAUGAGUGUGUCACAGACUACGAGCACAAACCUCGUCAUUACAUCGGAUAUUGUCUCUCCGCAUUAUUGUACCUCUGGUCGCUGAUGAUAGGAUUGACGUACGCGUUUGGUAAGACCCUCCGCGCCUAAAGUACAAUGUUGACGAAUCGAAUUCAGAAGUGAUACCCACCUACAUCCACGUGUCAUGUCUCGUUUUCAUAAACAUGUUGGCGUUUGUGGUGUGUCUACUCAACGAGAACUACAAUUCGAAAAAGUUUAUGCAAAAAGAUUUUGCGACUCGAAAAACGGUCACUUAUUCGCUGACCGAACGCUAUCAGAUUGUGGAGAAUCUGAAGACCGCCUAUGUAAAUGCUUGACACACGCCGGGCAACUUGAUAAUAUUGAUAUUGUUAAGCUGUUCAAACGCGGCAUCAUUUCGAUCAUUCUCUUCUCGGUCAUCUGCGGAGUGUUUCUGGUGCGAAUGAGCAGCGACGAGCACGAUUCUUCGAUGAAUUGGAUUCUGAUUGGAUUCAAUUACGCGGCCAUUUUGUUAGUUUACGGGCUGCUCAAAGUUUUGUGGGUCAUAAAAUAACAAAUUUUGAGGUAUGGAAUCGGAUUUCCGGCCGCCAUGUUCUAUUAUGAUGAACAGUUCCAGAAACAACUCAUCAAGUACAUUAGAAUGGUAAACUAUGUAGUGUAAAUACUGUUCAUUCAAAACGUUGUAUCUCAGUUGCCGGUGGAAAUAUCAAAAGGUUGUCAACUGAUGAAAUGUGCACAGGUUUAUGAUGAACAAUUUAUCAGUUGACCACAUUUUGACGUCUCUACCAGCAACUGAGAUAUGAACAGUAUUAGAGUACUGACAUUCAGAUGUUCUGUGGAUCACGAACGACGCCGAUUUAUGAGGAUGAGGAGGGCACUCGGAAGCCGAAAACGAGCAGGAGCAUGGAGGCGAUCAAGGAAACCGACAUAUACUUUAACAAUCUCAAAGGGGACUGGGAGAAAAUGGCGCCGAAAGGGAAACGGAGGAGCGAGUGCUGA
Messenger RNA from Caenorhabditis sp. 36 PRJEB53466, 2078 nucleotides. Lineage: Eukaryota; Metazoa; Nematoda; Chromadorea; Rhabditida; Rhabditidae. The record is from the annotation of a GenBank genome assembly.